Molecule: messenger RNA, 1982 nt
Organism: Lates calcarifer (barramundi perch)
Lineage: Eukaryota; Metazoa; Chordata; Actinopteri; Centropomidae
Gene: pstpip1a
Product: proline-serine-threonine phosphatase interacting protein 1a
Exons: 15
Coding region: 121-1377 (418 amino acids)
Biological process (GO): actin filament polymerization
Cellular component (GO): plasma membrane; cytoplasm; actin filament
Molecular function (GO): actin filament binding
Source: RefSeq, a predicted model, not a curated record
GAAUGUGUCAUGAGCCGUUUCACUCGCGAGGAGCAACAGCCUGUUACACAGCAGGGUGCUGUAAAGUGACUUAAAGUUGAGCGGAUUCUUCAACUGGGACUAUUUGUAACCACUGCCAAGAUGUCAUUACAGUUUAAAGAUGCCUUUUGGGGAGUGGACUUCAUCAGCAAUAUUGGCUAUGAGACUAUUAUUCAGAGACUUAACGAAGGCCGCCGGACAUGCAAAGACAUGGAGGAACUGCUGAAGAUGAGGGCAUCAGCAGAGGAGAAAUAUGGCAAGGACCUGGUCGCCAUUGCGCGGAAGGCUGGGGGUUUACAUGAGAUUAGCACUCUGAGAGCAUCUUUUGAUGAAAUGAAAACACAAAUUGAGAACAUAGGAAACUUGCACGUUCAGCUCUCUGGACUCCUGAAGGAGGAGGUGAAGAGAAUGGAGCAGUUCAGAGACCGACAGAAAGAGCAGAGAAAAAAGUUUGAAGUCAUCAUGGAGAAGGUCCAGAAAACAAAAGUCUCCCUCUACAAGAAAACAAUAGAAUCUAAAAAGUCUUACGAGCAGCGCUGCAAGGAGGCGGACGAGGCAGAGCAAACGGCCGAGAAGAUGGGCAACGCUCCCACUGCCACUCCCAAACAGAUUGAGAAGAUGAACAACAAAUCUAAACAGUGCAGAGAGGCUGCAGAGGAGGCUGAGAAGCAAUACAUGUCCAACAUUGAACAGCUCGACAAGAUCCGUCAGGAAUGGGAAUCGACACACAUCAACACAUGUGAGAUGUUUCAACAGCAGGAAGAGGACCGCCUCAGCAUACUAAGGAAUGCUUUGUGGGUGCACUGUAACCAUUUAUCGAUGCAGAACGUGAAAGAUGAUGAGUGUUAUGAGGAUGUGAGGAAAACGCUGGAGAAGUGUGACAUCAUCAUAGACAACAACUGCUUUGUGGAGUCGAAACGCACCGGCUCAACCCCCCCAGCUCCAAUUGAAUACCAAAAUUACUACGACAAGGAUGCUACACAUGACAGUAAUGGCAGUGCUGGAUUCGUUGGAGUCAUGAAAAGGUUUUCAAAUCUUCUGCAGGGAAACAGCCCGACUUGCUCCAAAAUGAGCAUCAAUGAGUCAGUUGCACAACCAUCCAACCAUCCUGCCUGUCAAAACUCCACAGCUGAAACAUCAGAAGGAGUCUACGCUUCCAUUCCUGGAUUUCAGGCGACCCAGCUGAACAGUGACGAGUAUAAGGUCAUGUAUGACUACGUGGCACAGGGGGAGGAUGAGCUCUCUGUAUCAGCUGGGGACGUUGUAGUUGUCAUAGAUCAAGGGGAGGAUGGUUGGUGGACGGUGAAAAGAAAUGGCCUUACAGGAUUUGUUCCAGGCUCUUACCUCACCAAAGAAUGAGUUCACCCACCGGUCACAUGUAGGACUUUCAGAUUACUACAUUUUGUAAUAUUUGUGUUUGUGUAAAGGCCCGGUCCUUUCAAGUUACAAUAUAGUUUAAUUUUAUCUACAGUUCAUAUUCCUGUUACAUACAUCUUUAAAAACUCCUGUAUAAGAUUUAAAAAUGUCACCACCUAUUGGUAGUAAUAUAAAACACACUGUAGCAGAGAAUAGUGCAAUGCCAGUCUCAUGGAUUUGACCAUGAGAAUGAAAGGCUGACAACAAACUUUUUGUUUUUUCUAAUGAAAACAUACACAAUCAUAAUCAUCAACAAUCACAAACUGCUGUUGAAUGGUGAAUUAUUUAUUGCUAUGGCACAUUUUCAUAUCACUUUGCCCUGGUGUGUUGAGUGCUCCUCAUACCAAAGACAGGUGGGAGAUAUACUGAUCUGUUGCACAAGGUCACUGCACUAAGUUUUAUUAAUAUAUUGUGAAAAAUUAUAUUAUCUUAUAUUUUAAGUCCUAAAUGUUGGGCAGAUUGUUUGAUUUCUGUUGUUGCCUUGUAUAUAUUUUCUAUGUGUAGUUAUUGUUUCUAUUCUGAAUGCUAUAAAGAAUAAUUGCGCAUGA